GCCACGGGAUGAAUUUUCUCCUAACACUUCUUCUACUCAAUACCGCCUUUUCGUGGUCAAGUUGCGUUUCCGUUGAGUUUGAGGACAUGUCCGUGGACCACUGGGAACUGCUGAUCGGGGCAAGUUCAAAGGAGCUACAUUACGACUUUUGCAAGUAUAACGCGACAAGUAAUGGAAAACAGUGCAAAAGUUUUCCAAAGAUCGCCUCAAUAGACAUUAGGGAGGCGUGCAAAUGCUCCGUCGAAUACAACAAAACCGAAGCUGGCUCCUUCACUUUCAGCGUCAUCUGCAACAGCAAUUCAAGUUGGUGCCCCAAGAAUCUAAUCCUUCAAUACCAGCAAGGCUCCAUUGAGAAACCAUCAGCGGCCAAAGAAAUUUCAGGAACUUCCAUCAUUUUGGUCCUGUCCCUUACAGCCAACGUUUGUUUGAUAAUUGGAGGAGUGUUUGUCAAGUACCGAUACCGAGUGCAUUCUUAUUGCACGGAAAAGUGGCGGCAAUACGUCAACAGCUCUCCAAACGAACAAAACCACGAAGCAGCUGAAGAGGCGGUCGCUUUCCAGUCUGCAAGUCUUUCUUUCGUCCAACCACCUCACACUUGAAAUCUUGGUUUUUGACCUGAUUAGUGCUAGCCGUGUGACACGAGUUUUUAAUGACCUCUUCUAAAUAGACUUUGAAUAAUUUUGAUUGUUUAUAUUUGAGGCCACAUUAAUUUAUUUUUACUGGAAAUUUGAGAUCGAGCGGAGGGAAAACUCGGGUAUAAAUAAAGGAACCGCAAGUGCGCGUCUUUCUCGCGCACACAGAUUCGUUCUCCUGACGACGCGUGUGCGUGUGAGAGGGUCGUGCCUUUAUUGAUACCCGAGUUUCUUCCUCCACUCGAUCUCCUCUGUGGGCGCCCGAAAAUUCACGUCGUUAUUUACAUAUCGGCACACGACAAUUAUUAAUGCAAUCGUAAUAUCGUCAGGUAAAACCCUGACACCUCACUUGGGGUUUGGUAUUUUUUUAAUUUUACAUACAAAUAAUAAUUAACUCUAAAUGAAUGUGUUAAGCUUUGUGUUUGUGUACAUGUGAGCUUUUUGAACGUAAUUUAUAGACUAGACAUUAUUUCUAAUUGAAUCACAGUUAAUUUAAAAACAACAUUGUUUUUUAAAUGAAGCACGGAAAAGAUCUUUGAUUUUAUUAGAUUAGAUGAGAUAUUUUAUUUGUUUGAGAAAAUAUUUACAUUGCUGACUCAUUAAAGAGGAAUUGAUUUAUACUUCAAAAUCUUAGAAAAUCCUUGCUGCCAAUGUACGACUCAUCCCUUAUUUUAGGAUUCAUUUGAAACCAAAAUUGACCUAAUGAGCGUGAUUUUUCACUAUCUCCGUGCUCGAUAUCCCAUUUUAUUUCACAAAAAAUAGUUUUCUUAGAAGACUUCAUACGCUGUAGGAUAUAUUUCGACGAGAGAAUUAAAUUUUUGAGAAAAUUUGAAUUUUUACUGUAGCAAUGUCCUUUUUAUAUAUUGCAAAUUCUAGUAAAUAAAAAUCUUUAUUGCAUUUAUUA
Cloeon dipterum is the source of this 1536-nucleotide messenger RNA. RefSeq lists its product as uncharacterized. The transcript has 3 exons. The record is from RefSeq and is a predicted model, not a curated record. NCBI's taxonomy places the organism in Eukaryota, Metazoa, Arthropoda, Insecta, Ephemeroptera, Baetidae. Bases 9 to 599 code for a protein of 196 amino acids.